GGUGGAGGAGGAAUGGUGCCUCCUCUUUGCCGUGGUAGGGAUUGGACCAUGACUGGAGGAGCCGGGGUGUCUGUCUCAUUAUCCUGUUGUGCCGGGAGCACUGGGUGUUGCUGACGAUCCCUGAGGAGGAUUGUAGAUUAGAGCAAAGAGGAGGAUACCCUGCACCAAAGCAUGUGUGAUGCCUGCAGCGUCCAUCCACACAGCACCGUCAUCGUGCAAGGUGAAAGCAGGCACAGUGGUACCACCACUGCACCUCGUGUCUCCUCACUCCUCUGAGAUCAGCACCAAGUGACUCUCCAGCAUUGGUGCCCUGAGGCGUUUGUGCCUGCAGUGCUGGUCAGAAGGUCUAUACCUGAGAAAGGUCUUUCUCUUGGAUGGAAUACUCUUUGCUGCUCGCCUGCUGGAGCCUCCCUCACCCUGCCCCCUUCACAGAGCAUACAAGGACAAUCGAGGUACAGCUGGAGAGAACUGGUGCUUUUCUGCAAACUGCAGCAUCUUGUGUUGGUAACCCUGGCAGACCCCAGUCUCUGCUGGUUUUGGGCAAGAUGGGAGCUUUUGUGUGACUGUGCAGACUGUGACUACCAAAAUGUGCGUUAUUUAUACAGCGUAUUCUCCUAUCGCUUUCUAUAGAUUUAUUUCAAAAGGACCCAUGCAAAAGGCUAGCCCUCAUCUGGAAUUUCUGACAAGUUUUGUUGCUGUGUUACUUAACGUUUUUUCACGUAUCACUGUGUGAGCAGAUGGCACUUGCCGUCGGGUUGGGCAGUCGGGCUCCUGGCUGCAUGACUGCUGUAGGAGACCACAACAGUAACUUUUCCGCUAGCUGGGCUGCUGAGGUGGGGACUAGCGCUGGUUGGAUUUUCUGGUCCGCUCCGCCUUCUCUUUUGUUUUAUCUCAAAUAGAGUGCGAAAGAUUCUGAAUUGUGCAAAUUGGCUUAUCGUCUGUAGCUGUGUGACGAGCAGCUCGUGUAUAACAGCCUGGUGUACAAGUCCUUCGGAAACUGUUUGCUUCCAUGGUUUCCCAUUUGUUGUUCGUGGCGUUUGACAGCCUGGCUGAGUUGUGUAGGUUUCUCUCUGCUCCCUGACAAUUUUUUUUUCAGUGGGAGAAAGAUGUUUUUUUGUCCUCCGUGGAUGAAUAUGGGUAUUCAUAAAAAGCACAGACUGUCCAGUCAUGCACAUAAAUAAAAAUCCAUUCAAGAUAAUGAUGAUGAAAUAGGAACAUAACAUGAGUCGGAUAGAUCAUCUUCUGUAAAUCCAGAUAAUAGUGAAGUCUGUAGAAUCUACUUAAUUUAGGCCCUGGUCCUGCAAGCAUUUAUCAGUGUGUGAAUACAUUUAUGUAGCACUGCUGACUUCCAGAUGACUGCUCGAAUUCAUAAGAUUAGUCCAAAGGCUAUGGAAUAACUAGAGUCAUUUUGUUAAAUCUCAUCUAUUUUAAUGUGUCAGCGUCUUCAGGCUGUGGUCAUAUAUAUUUUGUACUUCGUAGGCGGGGGAAGGCUGUCCCAGAGUGAAAAACAAUGUAUAGCUGAGUUGUAAUGGAAACCUGGAUACAAUGAAUAACAAGAGAAGAACUUGAAGGGAAAGAAUGAGAACAGGAAGUCUAAUCUUCAGCUUUUUUCUAUAUAUAGAAAACACCUCAAGGGUAAGCACAUACUGUUUUGUAUAAAUACAUUUAAAAUGUGUUUUGUAGGCACAUAUUUUCAAUGUGUUGUCAUGAUUGGAAACACAUGUAGACUCUGAAAAAUUAUGUGAAGCAUGCAGAGCUCUUGCCCAUGCACAUAAGUAAAAGCUAUGCACGGUGUAUACGUGUGUAAAUAUUUAGCUGGAGGAACAGCCACAUGAGAACUACUUCAGAACAAUCCCCAAGUCAGGAAGCCACAAAUUAUAGGUCUGAAAUUUACCACAUUGGCAUGUCUACAUAAAUAAAACCAACUGGAAAGAUAGGAGGGAGGAAAAAUGCAUUUACAAACAGUAUUAGAUUAGAGAAGACGAAAAAUGCUAAACCCUUUUCUUGGCUCUAAUCAGAAGGCAGGGAGAUUAUUACAGGCAGGAGCUUGCAGACUUCAGCUAAACAACUUCCCGGCUCUGAGUUUGAGUUUUGAUUUUUAUUUACGUGUAUGCAUGCAGAGCUUUACACAUAGUCAUUAUUUUGACAGAGGCCAAGAGGAGGCAUGGUUGUAUUUGUUUUUCCCCUUUCCAGGAACGUUACCAUCUUACUCCCUCUUUAUCUUUGCCAGCUCUUUGGGAUGGGAUGAUGUCAUCAUCUUUAUCUACCUAGUAUCUACCAUGAUGAGGCCUUGAUCCUGACCAAGGGUGUUGGCUGUUUCAUGAAUGUUGAAUUGGGAAGCAGCCAUAGGAAACCUGUAUUUCUGUUGCAGACAGCAGCACUUCAGCUAGAGUAAAUACAACUGAUACUUGUAAAACCACCGAGACAACUGCUAGUUAUCACAAGGCCUUAUACAGGCAUAGGUACGUCACUCCUCUUCCAGUCCUCCCACCCUUAGCCUAUGCCGGAGCAAGCUCCCAGAGCUUCUCUCCCCACUCAGUUGUCAAACUUGCAACUGAGCUGCAGGCAGGCUGCUGGAGGCUUGGAAAAAGUAGCUGCCCAGAAUGAUCGCUCGCUUCUCGGACCCAGGUCUUCCUGGAGCUGGACAAGGACAGCAGGUAAAAUACAAUCCUUUGAACCAAGGAGUAGGAAAAGGGGAUGUCACUAGGUCUGAAGAGAGAAAGCAAAGUGACUGUGUGUGUGUCUCUGGAGUUGUCUUUUCCUUCUAUCUCUCUGAAGAGAAUCGCUGAGCAGAGGUGUAUCUGUCUCUGACGUGGAGCAUCCCCACGUGGUAGAGAAAGUCCGGCGCUCCUUGGGUCUGGAAGGUCUGUAGCACGACCGACGAGAAUGUAGCAAGGACCACUGCUCUUCCAUGUGCAGACUUCUGGGGCUUUGUCCACGUCCUCUGCUUCACCAUCUCAGAGGAUGUAAGGGAAGAGGAGGAGAAGGGAAAGCAUUAUGUAAGUUGGGGAAACUCCCUUAUUAUCGAGCAAUGUCUGAAACUUAAAUGGGGGUGAGGGAGUAAAUGCAAGUGUUUUCUCAAGACCGCAUGUCGUGAAACUAGAAUUGAACGCACAGGUUCAGUUCUAUCACCUGGCUUCUCUGGAAAGGAAAUAUGAGGAGUUUAUUCUGUAAGUGCCUGGAAGCUGGAGGCUUGGCGCAGGGAACUCUUGUGCUACAGGAGAAGGAUCGGUAGGUUUAGAAAUUGUAGUUCUAUCCUUAGGCUCCGCUGUUGGAGAUCAUAAGCGGACGCUGAAUUGACCUUAAGGAAAAUGACUGUGAAGAAUGCGUUGGCGUAAAUGUUGAUACGUGUCAACUCCUGGGAACUGCAGUGCCGGUAGGACCUGGACCAGAGGUGUUUCUGGGAGAGGGCACCUCCUGUUCUGGCACCGAGAGCUGACAUCUGUGUCACUGUAGCUAUGGCAUUGUAAUCAGCUUUAUUAACUUAAAGUCAUGAGAGUUUGGUCAGCAAUCGGUAAGAUGUAAAGGUCAUCUUUUUAGUUCCUCUGGUUGAAAGGCUAAAUCCUGCUAUUAGUGAGGUCGAUUGAUCUCAAUUGGCAUCUAAUAACAAAUACUUGUUUUGGGUGGUGCCUGGGGACUGCAGUCCCCACAGCUGUGGAGCUGAAGUUCCCUAUAGUGUUUAGUGGAUUUAUGUCUGCUCUUCGCAGUGCUUCCAUCCGCAGGAGAGCACAGCGGUGUCUUUCUUUGGGUGAUUUGGGGAACUGAGAUGGAGGUAAGCCAAGUUUGCUCAGCACUGCAAAGCAAAUGGGGGAAUGAAAGCCCUUGAAUUGAGCUCUUCUACAGCUGGGCUGUCUUCCCUGUUGUCAGUCUCUUAACUAUUCAGUGGCUGUGGAUUACUCAGUAGUACAUGGUGGUGGUAACUACCAGUUAUUCAGUUCUUGAAAUGACCUCUGCUUGAUGGGGUUCCUAUGCCUGCAGAGAAUUUGUCUGAACUGUAUUUAAUGAAGGACAUGAAAAACUUAAGUCUGCAAAUUAGCACUGAGAAAAACAUCCGGUUGGAUAUUUCUCUGUCCAGAAAGAGUUUCAAUUUUCUGUUAAGAUUUUGAUCUGUUUGGAGUGAUUCCACUUUUUUUUUUUUCCACUAAUAGAAGUGGUCAGGGACUAAAUUUUAUUUCUGUUUAAAUCUUCUGGUUUAGAAUGCACACAGUUCUCCUUACUGAAGAAGGGGGAAGGAAAUGGUUUGAUCUGUGGGACGGAAAAGUUGUGUAAAGAGAGGCUCAAGGUUUGCAGUUUGUGAUGUUUCCACUGCCCACUCCAUUGUGCGUGGUCUCUUUGGGGACAAGAUACACAUACUGUUGUCCCCCUCUGCAGCAGAAGGCUGAGCUGCGGGAGGGGGAGACUCUGCUGGGUUGUAAUGAUUGGAACAAAGAUGUUAUCCUCGACAGAUUUUGGUAGAGUCAGAUUUAUAUGUGGCAAUUCUUUCAAAAUAUUUUCCUAUGUAUUUCCCCAAAGCUUUUUAACUGUAUGUAAAGUUCCUUUUAGAUUUUCCUAUAUGUGAUAAGGCAGGAUUGGGAAACAACGCUUAAAUAUUUAACCUGACUACGAUUCAGGGGGUUAAAUGUUGGUUAUAACUCGUACUUUCUUGAAUAUCUUGUACAUCUGUAAUCUCUAACAUCUUACACAACUGAGUGCUUUUCGAGCAUGACCAUGCUUCUAUCGUGCUUUGAUUAGAUGGAGCCGAUGCACAGAAACUAGAUGUCUUAUUAGACUCUCCUUAUCUCAUCUCAGAGCAUAAGAGGUCCAAGGGAGCCUCCCACCGAAACCUGAGCCCUGCAUGCAAGCGCAGGUCCCUACUUCCCUCUCUGCUGGAGGAGGUCACUCCACCAGCUGUCCCGUUCUGCUCUUAAAACCAGCCCUUCAUCCAGCAAUUCAACACAGUGGCUGGACCAGGAAGUAUGCUGCUGAUAUAAAUCGUCCAUGGUCCGAUGUAUAGUUAAUAGUUAAACGCUCUAUGGCUGAGACAAAUUUUUUACGUGGGGUUAGGCUAUAGAGAAAUCAUGAACUGCUGCAGUUGAGUGUUUCUGGCAGACAGCCUAAGGGAUGGGAGAGAAAGGCUUUCGUAAAUACACUGAUGCAGAAAUGUAUGCUUAAUGUGUGCAUGCAAAUACAUAGUAUUUAUUAUACAAGUAGCUUUGCAUAGCAGGAGAGGCGAGCAGCUGUUCUGCAUAUGGCUGGGGCAUGGUGCUGCUUCCUAGCAGAGCCCGUCCCCUGCCCCCUCCUGCUGGGUGCCACCAGGUCCUGCCCUCUCCUGCCAGGUGCCACCAGCCCCAGGUCAUGGCAGCAGCACCCUGCUGCCUACUGCAGCCUCCCUGGCUCCUGUGGCUGUGCAGGCACUGCAGGGGGGGCAGUUCCCCGAGCCCUGGCUUUCUGGUGAAGUUCUUGUUCUUUUUAUUAUUAUUAUUAUUAUUAUUAUUAAUCUUCCAGUUCAGAAUUUCUCAGAAAGCGAACAUCAGCACUUAAUCUAUAGGGAUUUUCCUUCUGAGGGUGGAGAAAAGCUUUCAAUUAUAAAGAUUGUUUAGUAGGUAGCACUUGUUGAGAAGAAAGAAAACAUCCUGGAUAAAAUUUUAAUUCCAGAUGUCAGUAACAAAAAAUAACGUGCUUAGGGGGAAUGCCAAAGAAAGCAUUGCAUCUCUUAUCUUCAUUAGACUAAACAAGUGUAGCUCUGUUACUGUCGAUACCAUAAAUGACUCCUUCCUGGAAAGAUUAACAAGCCAAGCCAUAAGAUAAGAGUCUUCAGGUGAGCCUAAGCAAUGCACGGCAGCCUGGUAUAAGAUGUAAAAACCACUCUUCGGGAGGAACCACAGUGACUUCAAAUUCAGCAUCAGUCUGGUAGUUAGGAAACAAAAUAAGGUAACUUUAAAAAGUGGACCAAAAUUAUAUGAGAAUGUGCGUUGAGAGAAAUUGCCCACCUGGGCAAUUGCAGCAAGAAAGAGGAGUAAGGAUAUGUGAGAGAAGCUACUCUGCAGACACCCAGGUCAGUGAAGGAGGAGGAGAAGGAAGUGUUCCAAGUGCUGGAGCAGAGAUUCCUCUGCAGCCCUUGAAGACCAUGGUGAGGCUGGCUGUCGCCCUGCAGCCUCUGGAGGGUAAUGGUGGAGCAGGUAUCCACCUACAGACUGUGGAGGAUGCCACGCCGGAGCAGGUGGUUGCCUGAAGGAGGCUGUGACCCUGUGGGAAGCCUGUGCUGAAGCAGGCUCCUGGCAGGACCUGUGGAGCCGUGGAGAGAGGAGCCCACAUUGGAGCAGGUUGUGGCCCCGCAGGGGACCCACGCUGGAGCAGUCUGUUCCUGAAGGACUCCACCCCAUGGAAGGAACCCACACUGGAGUAGUUUGUGAAGAACUGCAGCCUGUGGGAAGGACUCAUGUUGCAGAAAUUUCGUGGAGGACUGUUUCCUGUGGGAGGGACCCCACACUGGAGGAGGGGAAGAGUGUGAGGAGUCCUCCUCCUGAGGAGGAAAAAGCGACAGAGACAAUGUGUGAUGAACUCACCACAUCCCCCAUUCCCUGUCCCCCUGCGCCACCCAGGGAGAGGACAUAGAGAAACCAGGAGUGAAGUUGAGCCCAAGAAAAAAGGAAGGCUUUCCCACUAAACUUUGAAACCAUUCAUGGAAGCUGAUGGCAACGCUCUUGUUCCCUUGCGUCAGAAGACAAAAAAGAAAAGUCAAGGGUUCUUUAUAAUGAGCCGACGGAGGAUAUCGUGUAAGGAGCUGGGGCAAGCCGAUUGCCAAGGAUGGCUCUACAAAAAGAAGGAAAAAGGAGCUUUCAUUGGCAACAAAUGGAAAAAGUUCUGGUGUGUGCUGAAGGAGUCAUCGCUGUAUUGGUACAGCAGUCAGCUGGCUGAAAAAGCAGAAGGAUUCAUCAGACUUCCAGACUUCAGUGUGGACCGAGCAAUUGAAUGCAAAAAAAAGCAUGCUAUUAAGAUCAGCCACCCACAGAUCAAGACAUUUUAUUUUGCGGCAGAAAAUGUUCUGGAAAUGAACACGUGGCUAAGCAAGCUGGGGAUGGCUGUAGACCCUCAGGCACCCAAUGGGAAGAAUGAGGAUGAAUGCUACAGUGAAAGUGAACACGAUGAUCCAGAAAUAACAGACACGCCACCUCCCCCCUACACAGUCCAGCCACCUCCGCCUUCGCAGGAUCAGCAGAAGUCGUCUUUCACCUCGACUCUGUCAAGUGAAGCAUCUUGUACUCUCUCCUCUCCUGAAAGCACUCUCAUCUCCCAAGAGUCGUCUUCUUCCUUGACGUCCAAAGUGGUUUAUUCCGAAAGGCAGUCCUGGCUUGACCUAGUUAACAGCUCUGCUGCAGAAGAGGGUGAUCAGCCCUUAACUUUCUGUGUACAGAUUCAUUCUGAUGAGCCGCCAGAAGUAGACUGUGGAGAAGCAUCAGAAAGCCAGGAAGUCCAGCUUUCCAAACCCAAUGGUGGAUCCCAAAACUCUUUUUUAGGUGUGGAUACACAUUGUCUAGCUGUGCCAGAUGCAACAGGACAGAGAUGGCUAGCCAAAGAUCAGGAAAAAUGUGAUGAUGAUGAGAUGGAGCGACUUUACAAGUCAUUAGAACAAGCAAGCCUGUCUCCCAUUGGUGACCGUCGGCUGUCAACAAAGAAGGAGCUUAGGAAGUCAUUUAUCAAACGCAGCAAAAACCCUUCCAUUAAUGAGAAACUCCACAAAAUUCGAAUGCUGAACAGCACAUUAAAGUGUAAGGAACAUGACCUGGCCACAAUCAACCAGUUGCUAGAGGACCCAAAGUUGACGGCAAUGAAGUACAGAGAGUGGAGGAACACAAACAUCAUGCUGGUCCAAGAUAUCUAUCAGCAGCAAGAGGUCCAGGACGUGUCCACAGAGAAUAGCGAGGAGCAAGAGACAACUCCACAGCCUAUCGCUGAAAGUGCUAUCUGAGGCCAUGGUUCAUGGCAAAAUUUUUUCCCCACGGGACUUCACGUACAGGCACUUUAAACUGCUGCAUUUUGAGGUUUGUUUCUUCCAAGCGUUCUCUGAAAUGAAAACAACCCCUUCUCCAAAGCUUUAAUUCCUUUUGCAAAACUUACUUCAUGUCGAAAAAGCAAAUCUCCCAAAUUAAAAAAGCAUGCUUGAACGUGGGCUGCAUACCUAAGACGACUGUUUUUUGAAGCAGCAAAGAAAUGUUUUUCCAUCUUUGGAGAAGUAAAUUAAAUAUUUCCAACUCCUGGAAGUCACAGAACUGUAUAAUAUGAACCGUAUGAAUGUGAGAUCCUUGGGGUUGUUUUGACCAUGUAACUUACUGUUAAAGGAAGCUACAACAAUGCCAACAGGACGUAGUCUACUCUCUACCUUUUUACUCUGUAAGGUAACCUGAUGUAUGCAUUUUCAUCUCUACAUUCACCCACUUUCACCUCUCUACCAGUUUAAACAGAGACAAAUAGAUUAGUAAUUACGCAUGAGUUUAUACUACAGACAGCUGUCAGGCACACAGUUUGGGCUCUGCCUGAUGUUUUAUGAGUUUCAAAUUUAUUUAUGGACUAGGCCAAGGUACUGUCUUUCUACAUGAAGAAGAGAAGGUCUCUCAAUGUUUGCUAACAUGUAAUUUACUUUUCAGUGAGGCAGCUAAUGCUUCAACAAGUUUCAAAUUUUCUUAUGGACUUGGCAGAAUUCCUUGGAAGAUUAUUUUCUUUUUCUUAUUUUUGACAAUUGUGACUGUAUAAGGUACAAGUUCAUCCCAGAUUCCUACUCGGGAAGGUGAUCAAGUUCACAAGGCAGAAGCUAAAAAAUAAUUAAAUUCCUGAUGUGGACCUAAAAGUGUAAAACAUAGCUGCAAAUAUUUUUGUAAAUAUAUGUCAUUUUAUGGCUUAUAUGAAUGUGACUAUGUACUGUAUAUAUGUUUUAUUUAUAUAUUUAUAUAUGCUGAAUUUCCUAAUGAACACAUGGACCAGACCCACCCAGAUGAGAAUGCUUACAGCUUGACUUGAAAUGCCUCUUUGGUUUUUUUUGUUCCAUUAUGAAUCACAGUAAUGGCUCUACAACUGAGACCACCCUGGGGUGUCUGCUGUAAGUUUUUCUUCUGGCUUUCUAGCUUUGAGUUUUAGAUGAAGAAAAUCUGUACUAUUUAGGGCAGGAAAAGAAGUUUUCUAUAAAAUGCGGAAUUUCCCUGUGGGCAAACAAAAAUGCGUAUGUUAAGAGGUUUUGCUGCAGGAUUACAACUUUGUGGCUUCAUUGUCCUCAGUACAACUUGGGUUUUUUGCCUUCACAUCUUAUGCAUGUGUACAAGUAUGAGGAACUUUGCAGAGUGCUAAAUUUUGAAAAACAAGAAUUAGCUUACUGAUCUCAAAUGAAUGCUGCUACAAGAAUGGUGGCAGUCUUCACUUCUGUUGGUUAUUUCAAAAAGAUAUGCCUUGUCAUUAGUUUUCAACAUAGUUUAUCUUUUAAAGCAAAAUACACUAUACAGAUGCAGCCAUAUUCACCUGUCUUUAUACACUGUAUGUUUUAUCAUAGCUUGAUUGAGAAAACAAAAAUUAAUAGUGUUAGUGGGAACACGUGAAGUCUUUUCCACCUGUGUAGCGACGUAUGACUGUUGUUAUUGUAUUUUUAACACUCAGCAGCUUUCCUUUCAAAAUAGAGACAUGGAAUUAUCUCCCAAUGCAUCCAAAAUUGGCAGUUAAGGCUGCGUUGAGUGUGAGAACUGAGGAGCAGACAGUAAGCUAUAAAAAGGGGGAAACGGAAGAAAGAAUGUAGGCUCCUUUGAUAUGGCUUUAAUGGUAGAGGGCCAGGCAAAAUGGGGGCUGGUUGAAUGCAGAAGCAGGGCUAAGCUUGGGGAUAGCAUCACUGCCUCAGGUAUAAAUGGGUUUAGAAGUAUGAGGGUGAGGGCUGAUAUUGGGUCAGUUCUUAAUAACUGGUGCUAGUCUUCCAGUGGGGAGAAAAUGUUAGCUGCAACCUGGAAGUGGGUGACAAUGACUAAGUGGGGAAGCAGGCAUAAACCUCAGGUUGGUUAAAAAGCUAUUGUUUUCAGGAAAUUGUCACAUGAGUGGUAAUUUCAUCACUUUAGUAAUUCUAACUAGAAGUUGAUAGAAAUUAAGCAAACUCAGUACCCGUUGCAAUUUGCUUUAGAGUAAUCACUUCCUAAAAAUUAAGCCCAUUUUAAGAUUUUUUUAUCUUUCACCAUUCCCCGAAGACCCUCUGGAUUGUGGACAUUUGCGAGUGUCCUGCUCCUGAAUUAAAUUCUUCAAAGCAGAUACGUGGGUGGGAGCGGGAUAACCCUUGCAUUUGACAUGAUGUCGAUUAACUGCUGUGCACACGCCGCUUAAUCCAUCUCAAUUUUAACUACUUGGUGCUAAAUAAUUGAUAAAUAAUGGAGAGCAAAUUGAACUUUCUCUUGCAGGUGCAGGCCAUUCAGUUUCUCAUGAAACAAAGCAUGUAAAAACCAUUUUUCUUCAAAAGCAGAUUCACUUAGAUCUUAAAAACAAACACGUGCUUAAGAGGCCUGUCGAACUGGGCCAGACUAGUCAGUGCCUUGCAGUUCUGAGCAAAGUCCUAAUCGAUGCCGUUUGCUGAAGUAGAUUUGCACUAUACAAAGGAAAGCACUAUGUGGCCUGCACACUCUGUGUUGGCUCUUUUCACGCUGUGCUUGUAUAAGCAUAUACAAAACAGGUUUCCCAAAUACAGAGACAGACAAAUGUCCUCCCACUGCCCAAACUCUACUAUUGGUUUUGAUAAGAAUGCCUAGCCUAAAACAGCUUUUAAAUUACUCUCUUUCACCUGGUGAGUAGAUAGUUAUUGUUGAAUCAUUGAUUUUUUGAAAACCUGCUGAGGAUGGGCUGUAUCACCCUCUUUGAAAAUAACAGAAAACUGUUGAACUUCAAUGCAGUUGUUUUAACAAAUUUCUGUGUGUUCAAGAAAACAAAUGUAUGAGUUUUAUGCAAGCGCGGUGCUGGGAGUCUAUCUCCAUUCUCUUCGGCUACUAUUUAGGCCUGAAACAAAUGGAAAGUUUGGAAAAUGUGAAGUGGAAAUUGUAGUAAACCAGGACUGAUUAUCCAGCACUGCUAAUUAACGUGGCAGUUUUGACCUGGUGCUGGAUUCAUCACAAGGGGCUGCGCAGCCAUGUGAAAGCCACAGUCGGAGAAAGAAGCGUGCACAAGCCGACAGCUACAACUAGUGGAUGCAGCGGUGAGACACCGCGGCAGGAGGAACUUGGACAACUCUGUGCUCUGCUCGGUGAUGCUUAGGGGAAACGGUAUCUGUUGGUCUGAACAUGGAAGGCCUGCGCUACUGAUUCAUAGUGUAGGGAAAGUGUGCAUCCCUAGUGAAUGUCUAAGUCUUUAACAAUCUGCCUCAUGGGACUUGUUUUCUGUAUUUUUUUUUGGAGAAAAUGUGUGGGUAUGGAUGUGUGCACAUGCACGCUUAUUCCUGUGUCAGUAAAGCCUUUUAGUAUUGGCGCGACUGUUGGUCCAGCUAUAUGGAUUUCAGAGUGACUAAUGACAGUAUCUAAUUUCAGCUGUUUCUGCAGCCUGUCUCUGGUGGCUUUUCUGAAAACUGAAUCUCUCUGUUUUGGUGGCAUAGAUCUCACGAGCUACAAGAAUGAGCUGGGAUCGCACUUCCUUUCCUAAGACGGGAAAGGUUUCAUGUGGGGACAGUAAAUCGUUCUGCAUCUAGUCCUGAUCAUUUACUCAAUACUGGGUUUUACCUGAAGCAGAAAUAAAUAGGAAUAAAUGAUGUGCUACAACCUUUUUUUUUUUCCCUGGAUAAUUUUCUUACUGGAGAAAACCUUCAUAUUGAGACAAAAAGCUGUUUUGGGACAGCCAGGGAGGGAGGGAAAAAAAAAGGGGUGGCAUUUGAUUUAAAGCUAUGUAGAAUUGCAGAACUUAAAGUGAUUUCUAACUAGGAAAAAUUAUGGGCAUGCUGUGACUAUUGUGUGAGCCUGUAAGUUUACAUGUCUAUUACAGAUAUAAUAAAAAAACUUCUAUUUUUUAGCUCUUAAAGUAGCAAGAGAGUCCAUGUAAGCAUACUGCUAUGUGAGGAACUCCAUGCACUGUGGUUGAAAUUUGGGGUUUGGGCUUUUUUUAAUUUUUGUUUUGCUUUUUUGGUGGCACAGAAAUGACCAAUUGCAAUGAGAGCCUGGGCUUACCUCAUUUGUGAGAGGCAUGUCUUUCUGUUCACAGGAAGCCAAAGUGGUUUUCUCGUAGUAGUAGAGCCAAAGUGGUAUUUCCUGUUGUGUGUGGGGCAUUUUGAAGCAGCAGACGCUUUAAGAUGUCAGUCAGCAUUUCCUUGACGGCUUUAAGAUUUAUCUCAUUUUGGUCUGCUCCAAGCUGCCACGUUCUUGCAUUUUUAAGAACCAGCUUCAUUAUUCACUAAAACAAAAACUGAGGUGAAAAAAGAAAAUGAAAAACAGAACAGAAAAGCUCCGAGCUAAAAUGCGGCUGAAAGUCUUUCCUCUGUGCAUAAGGGUAAUGGGAGUUAAGCUUGCCAAAAGCUAUGCAUUUCAACACUGAAAAAAAGAUUGUCAGGUGUUGAGGAGAGUACUACAUUCCUUGAAUUUGCUAUGGGAGAAGUUCCAAGACCUGUCUGCUUUGGAAAAAUGAAUAUUUUUCUAAUUUAUUUCUUCCUGGUAAAAAUCCGAAGGGAGAGGCUUAUAAGCUGGCAGAAAGUUAAAAAUGAAAUAUGCGUGUAACCCAUUGACAGUUCAUCAGCCUUGAGGUAUUACCUUGAAAUGAUUGACUUUAGAUGACUCAGCCUUUAACGCAGAAAAUCCAUUUCUUUGGGAAACCAUUAUAGCUACCACAGUGUCUGAGGUUUAUGUACCCCAUCCAGCACGCGUGAGGGCUAUUUUGAGGAUGUUGCUGUAUGGCAUUUCUAUAGGGCAAAUAGUUUACAUCACAUCAUACCUUAGGAAACGUGAACUCUAAUGCUCCUUGUGUCCUAGAUGCCUUACGACCUGCCCAAAUUAUUCUGAUUCCUGAAGUUGCUUAUAACAGUUUUACUUCCUCCCACCUAAAAAUAAAGAGGAUAUGAAAACCCCACUCUCAUGUGAAGAGAAACUAGCGCUAAUCUAGCAAAUCUAGCAAAAUAACUCACCUGACGAAAUGCCAUACAUGUAUAAUAAUAGCAGUGUUCUUGUGCAAAGCAUUCAAAUGCUGAGGAUUGGACAAAAGGAGGAAUGGGGGUGUCUAUUCCAUUACCCUCUGUGUAGACAGGGAAAGCCAUGCAUGGAGCCGUAUUUGCAAGGAUAUCUGUCAGGCAGGGGCACGGCCUGCAGCACCAUGAAGGUAUAUGGAAUGUCAAUUUGGUAUUUUAUCUGCUAAAUCUAUUUUUUUUUUCCACUGGUUUCAAACUCAAAGCACAAUGUUUGCACUCAGCGCUGCCUUUUUACUGCUUGUUGCCCACACAUGUGACUUGAUUUUAAUGGAAUGAUACACACAUCUUGCAGAAUGAGAGCCUUAUGUUUGCACUUGUCAAUUAAACACUGAA
Messenger RNA from Chroicocephalus ridibundus (black-headed gull), 13483 nucleotides. It is a transcript of the gene IPCEF1, whose product is annotated as interaction protein for cytohesin exchange factors 1. The transcript has 12 exons. Lineage: Eukaryota; Metazoa; Chordata; Aves; Charadriiformes; Laridae. The record is from RefSeq and is a predicted model, not a curated record. The coding region runs from base 6662 to 7948 and encodes 428 amino acids.